UUUUACAUCUGCUGGGUGGGCUGUGUGGGGGAGUGCUAACAGAACACAGCUUGAGGACAGACGGCUUUCUGUCUCUGCAGUAGAGUAACUUAAUGGCUUCCCCUCCCUCACCAUCUCCCUGUGGAAGUCCUGAACGACGCUGAAGCCCCUCCCUCCAUCCAUCUGCUCUGGGUCGGGUAGUUGAGGCCAAGGGGAGCUGAGGGGGAGUAAACCGGAUAUGGACUUUGGUUUAUUGGAAACUUUGGCAAACAGAGGGGUGAGGAAGGAGAGCCCACAGAGCAAAAGCAGCCACUUUGGUCAGGGCCAGGCUGUGGUUAAGGUGGGGAGUGGAGAGGAUGGGUGACCCGGUCCUUGGUUUGGGGGAGGGGCUGGCUCUGGGGUGUACACACCCAUCCGUGCGCAGCCCCGAGGGACUGCGAAGUCGGAGAAAACCACAUCUUUCCAUUGACCUCUGUAUUGUCGGCCCGAAGCCAUUCUGGACGAUUAGGAGGGGGUGGCGCUACCUUAUCUGGGGCGUGCAGACGGGUGGUAGCCUCCUCACCACGCCCCUUUUCUAGGGUCGGGGAGCCGAGGUCACGUUUCAUCUCCGUGUCCUACUACCGUGCUCCCCCAAACAGGUCUGCGCACUCUUAGUGCGCGAGGACACACCGCCUCUCCCCGGGCUCCGGCUUCGGAAAGAGACUGAGGGCGGGUGCUCCGGGAGGCCAGGAGGAGGAGGGAGGGCCAGCGGCCGGGGGCGGGGCAGUGGCCGAGGUGAGGGGCUGCGCCAGGGGUUCCACUGUACAGGCAGCUCCGAGGGGGCGGCUCUGGGGGGUAAGGGCGGGGCGGGGGCGGGGUGGGGGCGGAGCUGCGGGGCAGGCGAGCCGGGGCUGGGGCCCCAGUAGCUCAGCCGGAGCACUGCGCACCGAGCCAGUCGUCCUGUCAGGCCGCCCGGCUUACCGCCUGCAGCGCCCGGCCCUUCCUCAUGCUGGCAUCCCCGGCCCCAGACACCGAAGUCCCCAUGUCCCAGGCGGAGGCUGACCUGCCCCUGCGGCCCCCGCCGCCCCUCGCCGCGGCGGGGCCGCCCCGCCUCGGGCCCCCUCCCCGCCGGGUGCGCCGCUUCUCCGGGAAGGCUGAGCCCCGGCCGCGCUCUUCCCGUCUCAGCCGCCGCAGCUCAGUCGACUUGGGGCUGCUGAGCUCUUGGUUCCAGCCAGCCUCACCCGUUCCGGAGCCCCCUGAACCGCCGGACUCCGCUGGUUCCGGCCCCGCGAUGAGCCCACCGCCCAGUGCCGAAGAGCCCCCUGAGGGCACGUGGACCGCGGGCGCCCCGGUGAAGCCUGCAGACUCCGAGCGUUCGGAGCCCGCGGGUUCCACAGGAGGGUCGGGGUCCCGGGAACAGCCGAGGAUCAGUGAGGCGGCGGCAGCCCGGGAGCGGCGGCGGGAGCAAGAGGAAAAAGAGGACACGGAGACCCAGGCUGUGGCAACGUCCCCGGACGGCCGAUACCUCAAGUUUGACAUCGAGAUUGGACGUGGCUCGUUCAAGACGGUGUAUCGAGGGCUGGACACCGACACCACGGUGGAGGUGGCCUGGUGUGAGCUGCAGACUCGGAAACUGUCUCGAGCCGAGCGGCAGCGAUUCUCAGAGGAGGUGGAGAUGCUCAAGGGGCUGCAGCACCCCAACAUCGUCCGCUUCUACGACUCCUGGAAGUCGGUGCUGAGGGGCCAGGUUUGCAUCGUACUGGUCACCGAACUCAUGACCUCUGGCACGCUCAAGACAUACCUGAGGCGGUUCCGCGAGAUGAAACCACGAGUCCUUCAGCGCUGGAGCCGCCAAAUCCUGCGUGGGCUCCAUUUCCUACACUCCCGGGUACCCCCCAUCCUGCACCGAGAUCUCAAGUGUGACAACGUCUUUAUCACCGGCCCUACGGGCUCCGUUAAGAUCGGGGACCUGGGCCUGGCCACGCUCAAGCGCGCCUCCUUCGCCAAGAGCGUCAUCGGGACCCCGGAGUUCAUGGCCCCAGAGAUGUAUGAGGAAAAGUACGACGAGGCCGUGGACGUGUACGCGUUUGGCAUGUGCAUGCUGGAGAUGGCGACCUCGGAAUACCCCUACUCAGAGUGCCAGAAUGCCGCUCAAAUCUACCGCAAGGUCACCUCGGGCACGAAACCCAACAGCUUCUACAAGGUGAAGAUGCCCGAGGUAAAGGAGAUCAUUGAAGGCUGCAUCCGCACGGAUAAGAAUGUGAGGUUCACCAUCCACGACCUUCUGGCUCACGCCUUCUUCCGCGAGGAGCGCGGCGUCCAUGUGGAGUUGGCGGAGGAGGACGACGGAGAGAAGCCGGACCUCAAGCUCUGGCUGCGCAUAGAGGACGCGCGGCGAGGGGGGCGCCCACGGGACAACCAGGCUAUCGAGUUCUUGUUCCAGCUGGGCCGGGACGCGGCCGAAGAGGUGGCUCAGGAGAUGGUGGCCCUGGGCUUAGUGUGUGAAGCUGAUUACCAGCCAGUGGCUCGUGCAGUGCGUGAACGGGUUGCUGCCAUCCAGCGAAAGCGUGAGAAGCUGCGCAAAGCUAGGGAGUUGGAGGCCCUCCCCCCAGCGCCGCGACCCCCACCAGCAGCUGUCCCCACGACUCCUGGUCCCUCCGGUGCCUUCCCUCCUGAGCCCGAGGAGCCAGAGGCAGACCAGCACCAGCCCUUCCUCUUCCGCCAUGCCAGCUAUUCAUCUACCACCUCGGAUUGCGAGACUGAUGGCUACCUCAGCUCCUCCGGCUUCCUGGAUGCCUCAGACCCUGCCCUUCAGCCCCCUAGUGGGGUGCCAUCCAGCCCCGCUGAGUCCCAUCUCCACCUGCCCGCGGCUUUCGCUCUAUCCAUUCCACGUUCUGGCCCCAGCAAUGACUUUUCCCCUGGAGAGAGUUAUGCCUCAGAUGCAGCAUCAGGCCUUAGUGAUAUGGGAGAAGGGAUGGAACGGAUGAGGAGACCCCCAGGGAAAAACCUCCGGCGUAGACCCCGAUCCCGGCUUCGGGUCACAAGUGUCUCAGACCAGAAUGACAGAGUGGUUGAAUGCCAGUUGCAGACGCACAACAGCAAGAUGGUGACCUUCCGAUUUGAUCUGGAUGGGGACAGCCCAGAAGAGAUCGCAGCUGCCAUGGUGUAUAAUGAGUUCAUUCUGCCCUCGGAGCGAGCUGGAUUCCUGAACCGGAUUCGGGAGAUUAUCCAGCGAGUGGAGACCCUGUUGAAGAGAGAUACUGGCCCUGCGGAGGCUGCUGAAGACCCUCUGAGUCCCCAGGAGGAGCCAACACCACUGCCUGCUCUCCUGGGGUACCCCCCAGAUCCACCCAGGGCAGAGCUCCAGAGCAGCACCUCCCUGGAGCAGAGAUCCUGGGCAGCUUUCUCUGCCUCCACAUCUCCUGGAACCUCCUUGUCUUCUGGAAACUCCUUUUCUCCUGGAACCCCUGUUUUCCCAAGUCCCAUCCUUCCCAUCACUUCUCCCCCAUGUCAUCUCAGCCCCUCCUCAUUCUCCCCAGUUUCUCCUCAGGCCUCCUCAAAUCUCUCUCCACGCCCCCCAAGCUGCCCACUUCCAUUCCCCCCCAGUGCACCCCAGUUUCCAGUCCCAUCUGCUCAGUUUCCACAGAGUUCUCCCCUCCCCGAUUGUUUCCAGGUCACUCUCACUCCUCCCUCCUUUCCCCCCUGCCCCUCUGCUUGUCCCCUCCCCUCCACCACUGCAUCCCCUCUCCUCUCUCUGGCCAGUGCCUUCUCUCUGGCUGUGAUGACCGUGGCUCAGUCCCUGCUGUCCCCGGCCCCUGGGCUCCUGUCCCAGUCUCCUCCAGCUCCUCCUGGUCCUCUCCCUAGCCUGCCCCCUCCCACUCCCAGUACUCCUUGUGGCCAGGAGCGGCCUUCAUCGCUGACAGCUGAGAUGGAGAGUGAGGCCUCUCCGAAUCUUGGUCGGUCACUCCCGGGUGAAGCCAGAUUGGCGCCCAUCUCGGAAGAGGGAAAGCCUCAGCUUGUUGGGCGCUUCCAAGUGACUUCAUCCAAGGAGCCAGCUGAGCCUCUUCCCCUGCAGCUGGCACCCCCAACUCCCUCUGGCUCCCCGAAGCCUCAAACCCCUCAGCUGACCUCGGAGAGCUCGGACACGGAGGACAGUGCUGGAGCCAGGCCAGAGGCCAGGGAGGCUCUGGCUGAAAGUGACCGUGCAGCUGAGGGCCUAGGGGCUGGAGCUGAAGAGGAAGGGGACGAUGGGCAGGGACCCCAAGCAGGGGGCAGCCCUCCACCCCUGAGCCAUCCCAGCCCAGUGUGGAUGAGCUACUCCUGUAACAGCCUGUGUCUGAGCAGUGAGGAGUCAGAGAGCAGUGGAGAGGACGAGGAAUUCUGGGCUGAGCUGCAGAAUCUUCGGCAGAAGCACUUGGCAGAGGUGGAGGCACUACAGACACUACAGAAACAGGAAAUCGAGGACUUGUAUGGCAGGCUUGGGAAGCAGCCCCCGCCAGGGAUCGUGGCCCCUGCUGCUAUGCUGUCCAGCCGCCAGCGCCGCCUCUCCAAGGGCAGCUUUCCCACCUCACGGCGCAACAGCCUGCAGCGUUCUGAGCCCCUGGGCCCUGGUGAGACAGAAGUCACCAGCUCCCAUUGUUCCAGGGUCCCCUCCCUAGUGACCUGGCUUUCUUUCAGGCCCUGGGGGUCUGCCCCUUGGUGUGGGGGGACUCGCCCCCCACUUUCCCCUGUGGCCCCUCCCCUCAUUCAGUGCUCUCCCUCCCCAUCCUGCACCCAGGCUUCAUGCGAAGGAACUCCCUGAGCGGCAGCAGCACCGGCUCCCAGGAGCAGCGGGCAAGCAAGGGGGUGACAUUCGCCGGGGAUGUUGGCAGGAUGGUGAGGGCGGGCCCAAGGGAGGGAGAGCCCAGGGAAUGGUAACUGGCUUCAGCUGCAGCCUCCUCCAGCUCUGGAGGUUCCUUAGGACUUCUUCUUUUCCCUCCAGUGAAUUCUGAACAGAGGCCAUGUGUCUCACCCACACCUGGGCCCACCAUGGAGCUUGUGCCCUUAGAAUCUGCUGACCAGCACAACCCUGCAAGGAAGACCUCAGCACUGAGGGAGUAGGCGUGGACAGUGCUGCUCCGCUAGAAGAGCCAAACAUGUGGGAACUGUUUGCUGUGUGUAGAAGGUGUACGUUCUGUAAAUCCUCAUCCUUGCCACCUCCCCAGCAGAGAGAGAACCACUAAACAGUCCCACCUGAGUCCAGAUGCUUCUAGAAGGCACACUCCCAGUUGGGCAGGAGGAGGGAGAAUUAGUAGCAGCCAAUAAAAGUUCUGGAACCUA
This is a messenger RNA of Cervus elaphus (red deer), 5277 nucleotides long. RefSeq names its product WNK lysine deficient protein kinase 4 (gene WNK4). Gene Ontology annotation, cellular component: cytoplasm; cytosol. NCBI's taxonomy places the organism in Eukaryota, Metazoa, Chordata, Mammalia, Artiodactyla, Cervidae. The record is from RefSeq and is a predicted model, not a curated record. The transcript is spliced from 17 exons. Gene Ontology annotation, molecular function: protein serine/threonine kinase activity; chloride channel inhibitor activity; ATP binding. Bases 965 to 4759 code for a protein of 1264 amino acids. Gene Ontology annotation, biological process: monoatomic ion homeostasis; intracellular signal transduction; positive regulation of potassium ion import across plasma membrane.